CCGGAGCUCCGAGCACAGUAAGCGCAGUUCGCAGACGAACGCCGCGACGUUCAUCUCUCGUUCACAUCGCGAAGACCCGUGCCGUCGACGAUGACCCGCGAUAGCGUGACGCUGUUCUCGUUUAUCUUCUGUCUCCUCUUCCUGGGACUGUACCACGUCGAAGGAGAGCUCGUCCAGUGGGGGCCGUGUUCUUAUCCCGAGGGCGUUACACCAUCGAAUUGUACGGUACACGAAGUGAACAUAGACCCGUGUAAAGAGGCUGCUGAGAACAAACCAUGUAAAUUAAAAAGGGGAAUCGUCGGGAACAUGACGUUCCAUUAUACACCUACAUUCUCGUCGGACAAAUUAGAGGGUAGAAUAUAUUGGGUCAGUCAGCUGGCGGAUAUCCCAUUUCUGGGCUUGAAUUCCAACGCUUGUUUAAUGACCAACUGCCCCAUCGAGGCUGGCCAGAAGAACAUAUACCGCGUGCAAGUACCGAUUUUGAAAGAAUAUCCAGUCCGGACGUAUAAUUUGAAAUGGAAAAUCUGGAACGACCAGGAGGAAGAGUGUUGCUUCCAGUAUCAAAUUAAAAUAACUAAAUAAGAAACAUUGUAACACUAAUAGCCCGCGGACGGUAAUAAAAAGAUUACAUUUCGUUUAUUUUA
Molecule: messenger RNA, 644 nt
Organism: Ceratina calcarata
Lineage: Eukaryota; Metazoa; Arthropoda; Insecta; Hymenoptera; Apidae
Product: MD-2-related lipid-recognition protein
Exons: 4
Coding region: 91-582 (163 amino acids)
Biological process (GO): intracellular cholesterol transport
Molecular function (GO): sterol binding
Source: RefSeq, a predicted model, not a curated record